CCCAAAAACAACCCACUGACCCCUCCUUACUGAUCAUCCCAUCCACUGCCCUAUAAAUUCCCUCUCUACUCUAACCAACUGCAUUCUUAGUGCUUCUCUCUCUCUCGUUUUUGUUGGCAUUUAUUGUAGUGUGAUUAAUCAUGCCUGCCCAAGUGAUGUCUGAGAAAACCUUCCAAGGAAGUCAUGUCAUGGCAAUGGAAAACGAUUCUCCCUCCCACAAAAGGUUGGAGGGAAAGAUUGCAAUUGUCACAGGUGGUGCUAAGGGGAUUGGAGAGGCAACAGUGAGACUCUUUGCAAGACAUGGUGCUAAGGUAGUCAUUGCUGAUGUUGAGGACACUCUUGGAAGUAUGCUUGCUGACAUAUUAGGUCCUCCUGUCACCUAUGUUCAUUGUGAUGUUAGUUCAGAAGAGGACAUCGAAAACCUCAUUAACUCAACAAUUUCUCGUUAUGGCCGGCUCGAUAUCCUCCUCAACAAUGCCGGGGUGCUCGGGAAUCAAUCAAAGCACAAGAGCAUAGUUGAUUUUGAUCCAGACGAAUUCGAUCAAGUUAUGAGAAUAAACGUCCGAGGAGUGGCACUAGGAAUGAAGCAUGCGGCGCGUGUGAUGAUUCCUAGGCGCGUGGGGUGCAUCAUUUCGACGGCCAGUGUAGCCGCGGUCAUGGGAGGGCUCGGUCCACACGGCUACACAGCUUCAAAGCAUGCAAUUGUUGGGCUAACCAAGAACACGGCUUGCGAGUUGGGGAAGUACGGUAUUAGGGUUAAUUGUAUAUCUCCAUUUGGGGUGGCCACAUCUAUGCUUGUGAAUGCAUGGAGUAGUAGUGAUGAAGAAGGAGAAGAGGAAGAAUGCAUGAGGUUUGGGACACCUUGUGAGCAACAAGUGGAGAAGAUGGAGGAGUUUGUGAGAGAUCUGGCCAACUUGAAAGGUCCAACUUUAAGGGCUAAAGAUGUAGCUGAGGCUGCUCUUUACCUUGCUAGUGAUGAGUCCAAAUAUGUAAGUGGUCAUAACCUUGUUGUGGAUGGUGGGAUUACCACCUCAAGGAACUGUGUUGGCUUGUAGUUGAAAUUUUUUCAUAUUUAAAUACAAUUUAUUUUUUGAUAGAAAAUUUCUUUUGAAUUGUAUGUACAAGCCAAACAUAAAUAUUUGUAUAUGCAAAGUGACGAACUGAGAGAAUUGUAUGAGAGGGGUUGCCACGGUUUGCAGUUGAUCGGAUCAAAAUCAAGACAAUUUAAUAUUUUUAUUGACCUAUACACGAAUUUUUAAAU
Messenger RNA from Cornus florida, 1261 nucleotides. RefSeq names its product short-chain dehydrogenase reductase 2a. The record is from RefSeq and is a predicted model, not a curated record. Lineage: Eukaryota; Viridiplantae; Streptophyta; Magnoliopsida; Cornales; Cornaceae. Bases 141 to 1055 code for a protein of 304 amino acids. The transcript is spliced from 2 exons. Gene Ontology annotation, molecular function: oxidoreductase activity, acting on the CH-OH group of donors, NAD or NADP as acceptor.